AUGACGGUUGGCGUCGCUGGUAAAGUCGACGGGCGCGGUUCCAAGCUCUCGGUUGCAAGCGUGCGGGGCUCCGUCAAGGAGCUUUUGGCUGAGGCCAACGGCGACAAGAAGCGCAACUUCGUUGAGACGAUUGAGCUCCAAAUUGGUCUCAAAAACUACGACCCCCAGCGCGACAAGCGUUUCUCGGGCACUGUAAAACUCCCGAACGUCCCCCGUCCUCGCAUGUCCAUCUGCAUCCUGGCUGAUGCGGCGACAUCGACCUACAUGUCUGUGGACGAUCUCAAAAAGCUUAACAAGAACAAGAAGCUUACUCUCAUCAAGCAGAUCCCUCGUCUUCUCGGGCCCGGUCUCUCCAAGGCCGGCAAGUUCCCGACUCCCGUGGCCCACGCUGAGGAUCUCUCGAACAAGCUGACCGAGGUCCGCUCGACCAUCAAGUUCCAGCUCAAGAAGGUCUUGUGUUUGGGUGUCGCCGUUGGCCACAUUCAGAUGACCGAUGACCAGGUCCUUGGCAACGUCAUGUUGAGCAUCAACUUCCUCGUGUCACUGCUCAAGAAAAACUGGCAGAACGUUAAGUCGCUCCACAUCAAGACUACGAUGGGCAAGCCCAUUCGUCUCUUCUAAGCGGCGUGCUGCUACGAGGAACGGGGACGAGUCCGAGGCCGAUCAUCGAGGUUGUUAGCUGUAAUGCACCACAUGAAGCCCGCACGCUUAUACCAACGGUCUGCAGUGGCAGCGCCGAUUGGGAGCCGAUGCAGCUGUAUAACCUCGCUCACGAUUGUUUCUUACACGCCCUCCGCAUUACAUACAUGACCAUAUAUUGCUUGUAUCCUUAUGACAAUGCAGCCAUGCCAUCCACAGUAAUACUGUGAAUGUACAUCACCGUUCGCUCUGAGCGAGCAAUUGUCGGCCGGGCUGAGCCUGGCUGAGCGCUGGG
Molecule: messenger RNA, 934 nt
Organism: Fomitopsis serialis
Lineage: Eukaryota; Fungi; Basidiomycota; Agaricomycetes; Polyporales; Fomitopsidaceae
Product: ribosomal protein L1-like protein
Exons: 8
Coding region: 1-621 (206 amino acids)
Biological process (GO): translation
Cellular component (GO): large ribosomal subunit
Molecular function (GO): structural constituent of ribosome; RNA binding
Source: RefSeq, a predicted model, not a curated record